AUGGCGGACCCGCCGCGCGGCGUCAGCAAGGCGCUCGCCAGAGAAGGAGAAGACGAGCGCGCGCAUCUUCAUUCUCCCGUCUCGCCUCGCUCUGUAUCUCCCUUUGUCUCAUCCAGAUAUCGCCCUCCGAUUAGACGUGAGACGAGUGAGGAGCGAGCGCCCCCUCGUGGCGUGCAUUCGCCUGCGUCUUUUCCUCAAAGCUCACGCGCGGCUAAAGACUUCCCCAUGGAGCGAGGGGUUCGUUCUUUGCCGUUGCCGUUUUCCUCUGCAUCUUCGUCCCCGCCCCCGCCUGCGCUCUCACCCGCGCCUCUGUUGAGGCCGCCUUCGCCUGCGGGCGCGUCGCCCCGCCGCCGCUUCGCGCGGGCCUUGAGUGGCUUCCCCUCUCACGUUUUGCCGUGGUUUCCGUUCUCGGUAUUCACCGCGCCUGGUCAGCAUCGGCCUGCGCCGAGAUCGCUGGCGGGGUCGCGGGCGACGACGGCGGCGAUGGCGGACGCGGCAGCGCGCGCCGUCCAGCCAGCGCAGGAUGAGGCUGUGGAUAAGCCAAAGGACGUGCUCUACGUGUUCCAGCGGGGCGAAUUCCUGCAAGCCCUCCUUCACACGCUUGCGGGCGUCUCCGGUGCCUCGCUCGCGAUGAUUCUCGUCUACCCCCUCGACUUUCUGCGGACUGAGCAAAGCGUGAAGGGCAUCGGCUGCGGCACGCUCAGAGACGAGGCGAUGCAAAUCAUCAAGAAAAAAGGAUGGCGCGGCAUGUACCGCGGCCUCAGAAGCGCCCUCUACGGCGUCGUUGUCAGCUGGGGCGUCUAUUUCUUCGUCUACUCCUACGCAAAAGCGUACCUACAGAAGCGAGGCUUCAAGCCCUCCGGUCUUUCCAACAUGCUUCUCGCCAUCGUGGCUGGCCUCUGCUCGACCGUGGCGAGUAACCCGUUGUGGGUCGCGAACACUCGCAUAAAGCUCGACCCCCCCGGGCGCACCACAGAUAUCUGGCGCAUGCUGGCUCGGAUUUUGAAGCGCGAGGGCUUUCGCGGCUGGUUCGCGGGGCUGCUACCGGCUCUCGUGCUUGUCGCCAACCCGGCGAUCCAGUUCGUCCUUUACGAUUUCUUGAAAGAGUCUCUCACGGCGCUCAAGAACAUGCAGGCCAAACUUCGCGCUGCGGAGGCUUCGCGGGCCACGCGCUCACCUAACCCCGCUGUGACUUCGCCGUUUCAGUCCUCGUCUUUCUCGUCGCCGCUCGCUGCCAUGUCCUCCGCCGCAGCGCUGCGAUUUCCAGCGGCUCAUCCUCGAGGCCUUGGCUGCGCGGCCUCGGCUGAUGAGGCGCAACUGAACGCCGCCGGUGUGCGGCUUUGCUCAACCGCCUCGUCCGCCUCAGUCUCCUCGAGUCUCCCUGGCGGCGAGACUGUCGAAAUUACAGUCGCAGGUCGCGCGUCGAAAGCAAAAAAGACAAAGGCCGGCAAACAUGCGGUGACUGGUGGGGAAGCUUUUCUUAUUGGCAUGGUAGCCAAGCUCUGCGCGACGCUGGCGACGUAUCCUUAUCUCGUCGUGAAGACGCGGGCGCAAACCAAACUGCACAACGUCCACGACAAUUCAGCCUCCUUCCGCUGUCUCGUAACGAUUCUUGAGACGGAAGGCGUCUCGGGUCUGUUUGCGGGUCUGAAGCCGAAACUGCUGGCGACGCUUCUCUCUUCGGCAGUCAUGUUUUCUGUCUACGAGAAGCUUCUUCCGCAUGCGGAGCAGAGUCUCAAGUCUCUCUCCUUUUCGCCGCACUCCGCUUUCGCGAAAACGUUCUUUCCUCCACCUGCAGGGAGCGACCUGAGAGUGAUAAACGUCUCACCAGAUCGUUUAGUGCGCGUGAGUCAGUCUGUGACGCCUGGAGAGCAGACGAGCGGACGCUGA
Messenger RNA from Besnoitia besnoiti, 1890 nucleotides. RefSeq names its product carrier superfamily protein. The transcript has 7 exons. The record is from RefSeq and is a predicted model, not a curated record. The coding region runs from base 1 to 1890 and encodes 629 amino acids. NCBI's taxonomy places the organism in Eukaryota, Apicomplexa, Conoidasida, Eucoccidiorida, Sarcocystidae. Gene Ontology annotation, biological process: transmembrane transport; nucleotide transport.